AUGCAGUUCAACGCCCUCUUCCUCAUCGCGCUGGCCAGCUUCGCCACCGCGCUCCCCGAGCCCAUCGCCGUCGACGGUAACACCGCCGACGCCGUCGCGCCCAGGUGGGGCAGCUACCCCUCGUGGGGCGGCAGCAGCGGCGGCAGCACCGGUGGCAGCUGGUGGGGCGGCUCGACUGGCGGCUCGACUGGCGGCUCCUCUGACGCCAGCAGUGGAUCCUCGAGCGGCGGCUCGUCGUCGGCCGCUGCGUGCAACAGCUACACUGUCAUCACCACCCGCGGCACAGGCGAGGCCCAGGGCCCGUCGGCCGGUUUCCGCACCAUGAACUCGCAGCUCACCUCGUCGACCUCCGGCGGCAAGCUGUACAACACCGUCUACCCCGCCGGCUUCAGCCAGAACUCGGCCCAGGGCACCCAGGACAUCGUCAACAAGGUCACCACCACCCUGCGCUCCAACCCCAACGAGUGCUUCAUCCUCCAGGGCUACUCGCAGGGAGGCGCCGCCACCACAAACGCCCUCCCCAAGCUCACCGGAUCGGCCUUCGACGCCGUCAAGGGCGUUUUCAUCAUCGGUAACCCCCUCCACAAGCGUGGCCUUGAUUGCAACGUCGACUCCAACGGCGGCACCACGACUAAGAACGUCCAGGGCAUCUCUGCCGGCCUCGGCAGCGGAAUCCCGCAGAACUGGGUCUCGAAGACGAUGGACGUUUGCGCUUUCGGCGACGGCGUUUGCGACACCACGAACGGUCGCGGCAUCAACGGCCCCCACCUCUCCUACGGCAGCGACAGGAACGUUCAGCAGAUGGGCCUCACCUUCAUGAAGAAGCAGCUUGGCCGCUAA
Molecule: messenger RNA, 840 nt
Organism: Pseudozyma flocculosa PF-1
Lineage: Eukaryota; Fungi; Basidiomycota; Ustilaginomycetes; Ustilaginales; Ustilaginaceae
Exons: 3
Coding region: 1-840 (279 amino acids)
Molecular function (GO): hydrolase activity
Source: RefSeq, a predicted model, not a curated record